CCACGCCGUGCCUGCCCGAAUUAUGACCUCCAGAUCAGCGGCCACAAGGGCACAAGGCCACACACCACCAAGCUCUAGCUCCUGCGCCCCCUGCCUCGCCUCGCCGCUUGCCUUUAAAGCCCAGCCGCUCGCCCGCCUCCCGCGUCCCACCGUGCAACCCCAACCAUCUCCACCGCUCGCGUCGUGUCCCACCUCGUACAACGCCGCGCGCGCACCUGCCCGGCCGCGUGCCCCAGUGGAGAGCGCACCACCUGUGCGGCAAGAGCGAUGGCCACUGCCCCUCUCGCCGAGUCGCAGCCGCCGCAGGGGGGGGCGGCGUGCGGCCGCAAGGUGGUGGACGAGGUGUCCGGCUGGCUGCGCGUGCUGGACGACGGCAGCGUCGACCGCACGUGGACCGGCCCGCCCGAGGCCCUCCCGCUGAUGCAGCCCGUGGCGCCGUACGCCGAGCCCCGCGACGGGCACACGCUCCACGACCUGCCCGGGGAGCCCAACCUGCGCGUGUACCUCCCCGAGGUGGCGGGGGGCGAGGGCGUCGGGCGCCUGCCCGUCAUCGUGCACCUCCACGGCGGCGGGUUCUGCGUCUCCCACCCGUCCUGGCUCAUGUACCACCACUUCUACUCGCGCCUGGCGUGCGCCGUCCCCGCCGCCGUCGUCUCCGUCGAGCUCCCGCUCGCGCCCGAGCGCCGCCUGCCCGCGCACGUCGACACGGGCGUCGCCGCGCUCCGCCGGCUCCGCUCCAUCGCGCUGGCCGAGGACGGCGGCGCGCUCGACGACCCGGCGGCCAAGCUCCUCCGUGAGGCCGCCGACGUCUCCCGGGUGUUCCUCAUCGGGGACAGCUCCGGCGCCAACCUCGUCCACUUCGUCGCCGCGCGCGUGGGCCAGGACGGCGCGGGCAGCUGGGCGCCCCUCCGCGUCGCCGGCGGCAUCCCGAUCCACCCGGGGUUCGUGCGCGCGGCGAGGAGCCGGUCGGAGCUGGAGGUGAGGUCGGACUCCGUGUUCUUCACGCUGGACAUGCUGGACAAGUUCAACGCCAUGGCGCUGCCGGUCGGCGCCACCAAGGAGCACCCGUUCACGUGCCCCAUGGGGCCGCAUGCGCCGGCCCUCGACUCCGUGCCGCUCCCGCCGAUGCUGGUGGCCGUCGGCGAGAACGACCUCGUCCGCGACAGGAACCUCGAGUAUUGCGACGCGCUGCGCGCCGCCGGCAAGGAUGUGGAGGUGCUGCUCAGCCGCGGCAUGAGCCACGCAUUCUACCUCAACAAGUUCGCCGUCGACAUGGACCCCGCCACAGGGGAGCGGACCCAGGAGCUGAUCAACGCCAUCACGAGCUUCGUCGCCCGCAACUGAACACUGAAGCGCAAGAAUAUGUACCUAGCAUGUGUUGCUGCUGCUUCGUUGUGUUUGUGCUUGUGGAUGUGCGCAAUCGAGGUCAACGUCUCCCCUGUACCAGUAACAUUUGGCUUGAGUUUGAGCCAGCUCAUGCAUUUUUAUUGAUGUCAAAAGUUCAAAUAAGCAACCAUAUGUUCGACCAGAGGUCAAUCUUC
This is a messenger RNA of Panicum hallii, 1541 nucleotides long. RefSeq names its product probable carboxylesterase 15. Bases 268 to 1344 code for a protein of 358 amino acids. Gene Ontology annotation, molecular function: hydrolase activity. Lineage: Eukaryota; Viridiplantae; Streptophyta; Magnoliopsida; Poales; Poaceae. The record is from RefSeq and is a predicted model, not a curated record. The transcript has a single exon.